UCCUGGAAACCUAGAUCUGCCCCAAAACUAAACAGACAGAGUCAGUAUGCCAGUCCACGAGAGACUGGAGACGUAACGUCUGUGCAGAUCCAGCAGUCAGCGGCAUAGAACUGGAUAUAUCCUGUAUACAGGAUAAUGCUAAUUCCACACCAGCCCUCCACAUUCUUACCGGCCAGCGACAGAAGACCAUAGACAACAGCCCAAAGGAUCAAACAUGUCCGACGGGGACACAAUGCUGAAAGAGAUAGAACUGGGAGAUGCCGAGAAGACUAAGCCCCCUCGAAGGAUAAUCUACUUUGCAAAUGGAGAAACGAUGGAGGAGAUGAGCAGCGAGGAGGAGGAAGAGGAUGAAGAGGAACAGAAGUUGGAUUUCCGCAAUGUGGACACGACACAGAUGAGCUGGAGAACGUACGUGCAGUUCUGGAUACUUCGCGUUGCCACCACUGCUUUUUUUACCUGUGAAUUUCUCGGAGGGAAGCUGGCGAAUCUGUUUGGCCUGAACGUCCCCAAGUAUCAAUACGCCAUAGACGAAUACAACAGAGCACAGGAGGAGGACAGCGAUGAUGAUGACUGCGGUGAAAAUGUCAAAGACGCAGGCGCGGCAGACGUCCAGAACGAGCAGCAUUUAUUGCAGAUGCAGAGUAUAGAAUACGGCACCAUUCGUGUCCAGGACGCACCUCCAGCUCCAGGAGACCAGUAUCAGCUGGACUCUGAGACCCGACCGCCGGACUCUAUACCGAGUGAGAAAUAGAUGAGACUCUCCUGUCUCCCUGUUAUUCACAACCUCCAGACUGGACCUUGGCCCUGGGCGGAUUUGCGCGCUGACCCCGCGGAGGAGGGGAAAGUGGCCUCAAAGAUGGGGAUUUAUUCCCCAACACUGGAUCCGGUCUCCUGAUGCACCCGAUAGCCUAAGCUGAGUGGGUUUCCCAGCUGUGGGACACAACAUAAAUACUAAUCUAUAGACAGCAAAAUGCAACUACCGACAAGUCUGAAAAUAAACGCCAGACGCACAGCUACCCUGCCGUCGCCUCCUGCCUGACGAGACGCCAUGUUGCAUCCCAGCUGCAGAGCCGCUACUGUGCAGGAACGCAGAGAUUGCAGGACACAUUGCUUUAAGUUAUGUUACGUGACAAGUUGCAGUUACGUAUAACUUUCAGUGAAUAAACUGUGGAUAUUGUUAAUUAAUAAUGUGGUCUACGAUAUUUGCUGCUGUGCAGAAGCUGAAUAAGACUUGCCUUACAAUAUACUCUCAUCUCAUCAUACCAUAGGGCACUCCAUCCCUGUGCUCCUCCGUCCUUGUAUGGCUCCUAGGGAAAGUCUUCACUUACAUGGGCUGGAUUCAGGGGAAAAUGCAGGAUUUCUACUGGGGGGGGUUUCCAAUGCUUCAUUUUAAGGCAGGUGUGGUCAGCCUACGAAAGAGGGCAUAAUUAACACUCAACAAGCUGUAGACUGCCUCAUCCAAAGUGUAUGUUAUGCUGUAGAGUGAGAGAGUCUAAAAACAUGAACUUUCUGUACCAAGCAUAUUUAUCUCCCUUAAAUAAAAAGGUUAAACAUACCACAAUAAAUAUACAUACAUAAUCUAACCAGUAGGAGGUAGAAGUGUUCUUUCUAAGCACACAUUCUCCCACCUCAUGGUAAGACACCUUUCUCUUCUUGCUGGCAGCUGCUCUCUGGUCCAGAGCGCUGGUUGAGAGCUGAGAUCCACACAUACAGCAGACUUGGUAGGAGAAGCUGUUCCAUACCUUAUACUGCAUGCUGUGGCUGCAACUGUAGUAAAAUCUGCUAUUGUGGUCAUCAUUUGAGCUUCUGGCCGCAGGAAGAGGAGUUUCUGGGCAACUGGACCCUCCAGUCCUACCCCAUGUGUUUGCCUAGCCUGGAUUGUUUCCUUCGUGACUAUAGAUCCUUUGGGUCUCAUUCAAAGUUAGAUCUUGCAUCCUGCAUUUAGGAGCGAUUCAUCAUUAUGUAAAUCUUGGUUGCUCUUUCAUGCUUUGUUGUUUUGUUUCUUAUUGCUGUAAAACAUGGCGUCUUUGUCAUUGAUUAAAUGUAUUGAGUUAACUGUUA
This is a messenger RNA of Pseudophryne corroboree (corroboree frog), 2061 nucleotides long. It is a transcript of the gene FAM177B, whose product is annotated as family with sequence similarity 177 member B. NCBI's taxonomy places the organism in Eukaryota, Metazoa, Chordata, Amphibia, Anura, Myobatrachidae. The record is from RefSeq and is a predicted model, not a curated record. The coding region runs from base 215 to 751 and encodes 178 amino acids. The transcript is spliced from 6 exons.